Aptenodytes forsteri (emperor penguin) is the source of this 1896-nucleotide messenger RNA. It is a transcript of the gene ADAM15, whose product is annotated as ADAM metallopeptidase domain 15. Gene Ontology annotation, biological process: innate immune response; integrin-mediated signaling pathway; proteolysis. The record is from RefSeq and is a predicted model, not a curated record. Gene Ontology annotation, molecular function: integrin binding; metalloendopeptidase activity. Lineage: Eukaryota; Metazoa; Chordata; Aves; Sphenisciformes; Spheniscidae.
CUGCUGAAGCUGGAGGGGACACGGCUGGUGCUGGAGCUGGAGCAAAACUGGGAGCUGGUGCUGGGCGCCGGGGCGCUGCUCUACUACCUGCCCAACGGCACGCGGGUGACGCAAGAGGCCAGCAAGCAGGAGCACUGCUGCUACCGGGGGACAGUGCGGGGCUUCCCCGGCUCCUGGGCCAGCCUCUGCGCCUGCGCUGGACUCAGCGGCCACCUCCGGCUGUCAGAGACCAGGAGCUACGGGCUGGAGCCGGAUGCUAGCAGCUCCCCAGGGCGGCACAUCGCAUACCGGCUGCGGGAGGUCCGGCUGGCACCGCGGGCCUGCGGGCAGGACCCCCCGGACCCACGCCGGGCGGAGGCGGAGGAGACGGAGCCCCCUUGGCCGCAGAGGGGCAAGCGGGCGGUGGCAGAGCAGCGGUUCGUGGAGCUGGUGAUGGUGGUUGACCACGCUGCGUUCCAGAAUUACCCCGACAUGCAACGUGUUCACACCCGGACCCUGGAAAUCGCCAACCAGGUGGAUGCGUUCUUCCAGCCGCUGGGAGUGCGAGUGGUCUUGCUGGCGGUGGAGGUCUGGAGCGAGGGCGACAGGUUCGUGGUGGGCGGCAGUGCCCGGGCUGCGCUGGAGCGGUUCCUGCGCUGGCGCCGGGAGGAGCUGCUGCCCCGGCUGCCCCACGACAAUGCCCAGCUCCUCACAGGUGCCCGCUUUGACGAUGUCUCAGUGGGAAUGUCAGCUCAAGCCUCCAUGUGUUCCCCAGCGCGCUCCGGGGGGGUCAGCAUGGACCACUCGGUCAGCGUUCUCGUCGUCGCCUCCACUGUGGCCCAUCAGCUGGGGCACAACCUGGGCAUGCGCCACGACAGUGCCAGGCGCUUCUGCGACUGCAGUGACCUCCGGCAGGACCGCGGCUGCAUCAUGGCGUCGCCCACGGGGCUGACGCCCGGCUUGAGCUUCAGCAACUGCAGCCGGCAGGACCUGGAGCGCAGCCUGCGGCAGGGACAGGGCUGGUGCCUCUCCAACGUCCCUGAGCCCCGGCGCCUGGCCGGGAGCCCCCGCUGUGGAAACCGCUUCCUGGAGCCGGGCGAGGGCUGCGACUGUGGCCUCAGCGUGGAGUGCACGGAUCCCUGCUGCAACAGCAGCACCUGCCAGCUGGUGCCCGGGGCCGAGUGCGCCACAGGGGACUCUGACUGUACCCCCCCACAGCUGCACCGUGCCGGACACCCAUGCCGGGAGCCCCUGGGCGAGUGCGACCUGCCCGAGUUCUGUGACGGGGUCUCACCACACUGCCCGCCCGAUGCCUUCCUGCAGGAAGGGCAGCCCUGUGCCGGCGGGCGGGCGGGCCGCUCCGCAGGGGGGAGCGCCCUGCCCACCGCCCUGCUGCUGAGCGCGCUGCUCGGGCUGGCCCUGGUGCUGGGGCUCUGCUGCGCCCGUCGCACCGGACUGCACAAGCACCUCUGCCAGCUCGGCAAGGGGACCUCCUGCCAGUACAGGAUCUCGCAGCUGGAGCCCCGGAUCGGCAGCCAGGCACCCACCGCCCCCCCCGAGCCCCCCCGGCCCCCACAGUGGCGUCAGGCCACGGAGCUGCAGGUCAUGCACAGCAGCAAGCCGGCUGCUCUCGGCUCAGCCCGGCCCGACCCGCCCUCCCGGCCUCUCCCGCCGGACCCUCCUCCCAAGCCAGCAGAGCCCCCCGUGCCCCCUGCCCUGGCCAGCCGCGCCCCUGGAAGAUCCAUGUGGUGCAGGAGGCAUCGUGUGGGGCGGCCCCCCGCUGGGGUGUCAGCAGCCAUCAGCACCGGGGUGGUGAGGCGGGUGCCUGGGGCGAGGGGCUUUGUGCCCCGGCUGGCGUGGCUGGGCUUCCCCGGCCGCGGCGGCCGAGCCCAUUCAGCUCCAGUGGCCUGCGGCUAA